AUGUAUUCGGAAUUGAGAUGGCUACCAAAAAGCGAACCUGGUCUCACAGUCGAGGUCGGCGUCGUACUCAUAGUUGUCGUUGUUGUCGUACUACUCGUAGAGCUGGUCGUACUGGUGCUGCUGCUGGUUGUGGUAGCCUCUGUGCUCGUAGUCGUCGGGGUCGGGGUUGUGCUACUGGCAGUACUAGUAGAUGUGCUACUGCUAGUGCUGCCCACUGGGCUACUACUGCCAGAGCUGCUCCUUGUAGAACUAGCGCUCUUGGUCGUUGUGCUAGCCGUCGGACUUGUUGGUGUGCUACUGGUACUGCUACUGGAGGUGCUGGUUAUCUAUCAACCUUCUAUAGUUAUCUAUCAAGCAGUAUAA
Molecule: messenger RNA, 363 nt
Organism: Haemonchus placei
Lineage: Eukaryota; Metazoa; Nematoda; Chromadorea; Rhabditida; Trichostrongylidae
Source: the annotation of a GenBank genome assembly